Molecule: messenger RNA, 3895 nt
Organism: Oreochromis aureus
Lineage: Eukaryota; Metazoa; Chordata; Actinopteri; Cichliformes; Cichlidae
Product: matrix remodeling-associated protein 8-like
Exons: 12
Coding region: 219-1526 (435 amino acids)
Biological process (GO): cell adhesion; establishment of glial blood-brain barrier
Cellular component (GO): cell surface; membrane
Source: RefSeq, a predicted model, not a curated record
GGUUUCAUUUCUCGGCUGGAUUCAGUUCCGUUCGGCCCUGUUUUGGUUCUGUGUUGGGCUCUAACUUGGUGCUGUGGCAGCGAAGAUCUCUCCAAACUCUGGAAUGUGACUAACCUUGACGGGUUGUUGUUGCGAACAGACAGGCUGGACGUAUUUUCUCAUGCUCAGGGCGGACUGCCAGGUGCAGAACACAGACUUAUCGGCUUAAAACUGAAAAGAUGAAAACCAAGAGGGACGACAUCAUUUUUCAGACUCUCCUCUUGAUCCACAUCCCUGUGGCCUGCUUCUUCACUGCAGUGUCAUGUCAGGCUGAGAGCAGCAGCAGCAUAGUUGUGGCAGGUUAUAAUGUGAGCUCCCCUGCUGGUUCGAAGCUGGUGCUGCAGUGUGUGAGCAGCCGGAUGGUGUGGACCAGGGACAGGGUGAGAGACAGGCAGAGGGUAAUCCACUGGGAUAUGUACAGGGCUUAUCCGGACUACGCCAUGGAGAGGGUGCUGGACAUGUUCUCGGCAGGAGAACAGAGGAUGUACAACUCCUACAAUCUGGGCAGGGUUGGUCUCAACCCGACAGCCUUCAAAGAUGGAAACUUCUCCCUGGUUAUCAAAAAUGUGACGAUGAAUGACCGAGGUCUGUACUCCUGCAACCUCCACCAUCUCUACUGCAACCUCUAUGAGACAAUCAGAGUCCAGCUCAAUGUCACUAAAUCACGUCGUAAAGUACAGCGAUACUGGGAUGGGCAUAAGGCCGUGUACAUGGUGCUGCUCGGGAGCACUGCGGUGCUGCCGUGCAUCAACCGACGUAGUGUGUGGACAGACUGGAGCGACGAGGAGGAGGAUCAGCAGGUGGUUCACUGGGACCGUCAGGCUCCAGGAAUUCCCCAUGACCGAGCUGACCGGCUUGUGGACCUGUACGCCUCUGGGGAGCACCGGAGCUAUGGACCUCUGUUCCUUCAGAGGAAGAUGAACAUCAGCAAUCAAGCCUUCUCUGAAGGAGACUUCUCACUCACCAUAUCUGACCUGCAGCCAACAGACCAGGGGCUGUAUUCCUGUCACCUCCACCAUCAUUACUGUGGUCUCCAUGAGAGAAGAGUAUUUCAGGUCACAGUGGAGCCUUCGCUGGUUAAGCCAACAAUGCCAGCUAAAGCACUGCCCAGUGAAGACAAGGAGACAGCUAAGGCUGAAUCACCGCGAGUCAUCACCGUCAUCCUGCCCGAGCAAAGGCACCACUUUCUCCUGCCUCUGGGCUACGUCCUCACCUCCUUCCUGCUCCUGGCGUUCGUUGUCCUCAUCAUCGUCGUCAUCGUACGACGACGCACGACCAAAGAAAUGUAUCCUCAGUCGUAUAUGGGGUCCAGCAGAAGUCAGAGCUGCUCAGAUGAGUUUGAGAUGGAUGUUACUGAGGUGAAUGCGUGCAGCCCGGAGGAGAGAAGAUUCGACUACAAGAACAACCUGCUGAAAGAAAAAGCCCACGUGAAAACUCAGCCAAAAGUCAUUGAUCUCGACAAAGAGAUGCAGAAGUUCUCUAAGUGAAAUAAAAGAAGUUGAACUGGAGUCACUGGCUGGUCCAGAGGCUGCGCUCCAAGCGAAACACCUCCAUCCUGUCUUCUGUCCUGUCAGGAGCGAUGCCGCAGAGAGAAACGCAGUGUUGCAAAAAUCUGUGUUGUGACAUUCAGAAAAAGAACACUGAGGUUUUGUGUCGCCAAAUUGUAGAUAUUAGAUACAAACAGGGCUGUGAAAAAGUAUAUCCCCCUUCCUCAUUUCUUAGUUUGUUUGUGUAUUUGUCACACUUACAUGUUUUAGACCAUCAAACAAAUUUUACUAUUAGACAAAGAUAAUCUGAGUAAAUACAAAAUCCAGUUUUUACAUGGUGAUUUCAUUUAUUAAUUGGUUUUAAAAAAAUAUCCAAAAAUGCACUGGGAUUCCAGUGAGCCAGAGUGAGAGCCAUUAUCCACUAAUGGAGAAAACUUGGACCAGUGCUGAACCUUACUAGGAGUGGCUGGCCCACUAAAAUUCUCAGGGCAACUCCAGGAGUUCACAAAACAACAUUUAAAGAGCUGCAGACCUCACUUUUCUUAGUUAAAGUCAGAGUUCAUGAUUCAACAAUUGGGAAAAAAAUAAUAAGACUGAGCAAAAAUGGCAUCCAUGGGAGUGCUCCAAGGAGAAAACCACUGCUGACUGAAAACAACACAAAGUCUCAUCUCACAUUUGGAAAAUAUUCUGUGGACUAACGAGACAAAAGCUGAACUUUUUGGAAGGUUUCAGUCCCGUUACAUGUCGUGUAAAACUAAAACAGCAUUUCAUAAAGAGAACAUGGUGGUGGCAGUGUUGGCUAAUCGAUGGAACCAUUAAUUCUGCUCUCUACCUAAAAAUCCCGUCUGACCAUCAGUUCAUGUUUUCGCAACAGGACAAUGGUCCAAAACACACCAGCAAGUCCUCUGACUGGUUUAAAAAAGUGUUUUGGAGUGGUCUAGUCAAAGUCAGGACUUAAAUUGGAUUGAGACGCGUGGGCCAAAAUUCCUCCACACUGGUGUCAAAGACUCACCGUCACUGAUCACAAACACUUGAUUGCCUAAUAACUGGUUGUGCCACAAUGAGGGAGAAUACAGGGCCAGGUGGGUUUGGAUCACUUUUUUCGCCCUUACUAAAUAAAAUCAUCAUUUAAAAAUUCAGGUUAUCUUUGUUUGAUGAUCUGAAACAUAUAGCUGUGACAAAUAUGCAAAAAAACGGAAGGAGAAAUGUGUGCACAGAUCGCAGAGAACUGACUCACUUCUGAGUUGAUGAAGAUAAAGUUCCAGCCUGAAUCAUUAUUCCUUUAGUUAAAAAUUUUUUAUGCUGAUUUUGCUCUUCUUGUUUUCCUCCCAAAAGCACCACUGAAGUGUUACCAUAACUCUGCACUGCGUCCAGUAGCCGCUGACUAACUGUAUGCUCACUCACCACCAAGCAGAAUAUGUUUUGUAUCCACGCUCUGCUGCAGAUAUUUUUUUUUAUUGUACACUUGCUUAUUGGACAUCACCCUGCUUCUUUUUUCCUCUGUGAAUGUAGGAGGCGUGUUUCACAGCAGUUUCUCUUACCCUUUGUUGGACUAGUUAAUGAAGAUUUAGUCAUGUUAUAACCAGUGUAGCAACUGUCUCACACAACUUCAAACAGCGCAAUUAAAUCCAAAUCCAAACCAGCUGGUUGAACAACGCUGUUGUAAAUCCUCUGCUGUCGCUGCUGCUCUGUUACUGUGUGAAAACAAAAUAUUGCAUUCAGCCAAGUGGCUCCUGGUGCUGCGAUGUCCCGAAUACUUACAGGCAGGCGUUUUUAUUACAGUUAAAACCACAAAAAAAUCUGGAAGGUGAAAUUUUAUUGUUUCCACGCUGUGUGAGAAUAAUGUUUACCUCACUUUCUAUUUUUGGGUUUCAUCUUCGUUCAUCCCACAAAUAGUGCCCAUUAUGGAAAAGGAAGUCAGAGAGCAGAAGUUCUUAGGCUUUUAAAAACCUCCUGGGUUUCUGCUUUCACUCGUCUGAGCAGAUCUUGUACCCCGGUUUUAUUAUUAUUAUUAUUAAUAUAAUAAUAUUCUGAUGUUGCUUGCUGUAUUUGUAUUUGACGGCAUCAACUUGAUUUCUGUCGUGUGUUGUGCACCCCCUAGCUUGGGAAUGUCUGCAUUAACUACUACACAGUAAAAUCCCAGCAUUACAGUGUCUAAAGACAAAAAGGAGGACGCCAUCCUACUUGCAGUACUGGGUGUGAAUAACACUCCACUCUUUAAAAAAAAAGUAAAAAGAUUGCAGUUACAUCUGCUGUGGCUUUUGCUUUUCUCAGUUACUCAGUUUGCCAUGCUUGAUACUAAUUUAACUACCUAUUGUUGUGUUGUACUGUACUGCUAAUCCAGUAAAAAUGAAAGACAAGAGACUGUG